This is a messenger RNA of Cylindrotheca closterium, 903 nucleotides long. NCBI's taxonomy places the organism in Eukaryota, Bacillariophyta, Bacillariophyceae, Bacillariales, Bacillariaceae. The record is from the annotation of a GenBank genome assembly.
AUGUUACCCUCUACAUUCACUCCAAGCAAUCAAGAACGAGAAAACUUGCCAGACGGAGAGCAAGGACAGCCUUUCAAGAACAAUGCCGGGGACGCUCUUGAGGAGUACAAACGUCUUGCUGUAGAGGCAAAAAAGCUUGAGAGCAGAGAGGCGAAUCUCUUGGAGGAAGUAUCCAACGUCCGUGAUACGGAACUUGAUGCUCAAAAGAGGUUGAACUCAUUUGUGGUGAAAAAGCUUCGACCACACUCGCAAAAUUCCCAAGACACCACCGGAACAAACGAGCUCCCUGGAUCCAAUGACGACUUGGGUCGAGCUCCGACUCUUUCUAUGAUUCCAGCCUCCACUACACAGUCGUCGCUAUUGGUUCCAGAUGCACCCUCUCCUUUAGUAGCAGGAGAUCAGAAACCGGCUUCGGACCAACACAGCACUGGCCGGCGUUCUCCCUUCCUUCCCGCCCCGGUUAGUAACAGUGAUCUCAUUAGUAGUUUGGGUCACCCCACUCAAGGAGUACCCACAGAAGCAUCGAUGCUAUUUGCAAAAACUACCAGUGGAACUAAUACUUUCAAGCGAGUUCCAGCCUCGUCUCUUGACAGUCCCACUCCUCAAAUCAAGGGUCGCCGAUUGAUGAAGCCGUCUCCUGACGGACAACAACCAAGCACAGCUCUGUUUUGUUUCGCAAAGGCUUCUUUCUCUUUGACUCCUGCAACAACAAGAUCUGGAAGCCCACCUUCUCAAGGUGUCAGCAACAAUAAUGCUGCUGACGAACUCAAUGCAAAUGAUGCUGCUCCAGUCCCCAGCACUUCUGUUGUGUUUUGUCCAAUCACUGGUUCCAUGCUGGACGAGGCAAACGCGGACAACGACGCAACAGAAGCACAAAUCCAUAACACACAUAACACACGCUAG